CAGUUUAUCAAUAUGGCUGUCUACAUUUGAUAUGUUUCUAAUAAUUUCAACUUGUCUGGGACAAUACUUUCUGUGUACAUAUUUAUGAAGGAUAAAUAACAUACACCGGAACCUGUGAUGUUCACGACACUGAGAAUGUUGCCGCUCACGUUGCUGGCGGAUACUUUCUCUCAUGCAUUUGGCGCCGAAUUACCAAGUAAUUUGGAUAAUGUGCGACGCUACACAGAAAGCUAUGUAUUGGCGCUGUGGCAUAACCGGUUGUAUAUUUACACCGCUGCGGCUGUCGUUGUGGGCAUAUGGUUUGCCCUUAACCUGGUGCUGAAGAAGAAGAAGGUCGUUACACCUGUUAGUCCUUGGCGUUACCAAACGACAGAAACGGAGGAAAAGAAAAAAUAUCCUGUAAAGGAGAAAGUGGAACAUGUGUCUGGACUAAAGAUUUUUUACGGAUCACAAACCGGAACUGCAAAGGGAUUUGCCAAAGAGCUUGCUGAAGAUGUCAAGAAUCUAGGACUUAUAUCUGAGGUGAUUGACUUGAAAGAUUAUGAUCCUGACGACAGACUAUCAGAUGAGUGCACGAGCAAAGCGGUGUGUGUGUUUCUCCUGGCUACCUACACGGAUGGCAAACCCACAGAGACUGCAGAGUGGUUUUGUAAAUGGCUGGAGGAGGCCUCCACAGAUUUCAGAUAUGGCAAAACCUACCUCAAAGGCUUGAGAUAUACUGUGUUUGGCUUGGGGGACUCUGUCUACACCGACCACUACAACACGGUGGCUAAAUGUGUCGACAAGUGGCUGUGGAUGCUGAGCGCCUCACGGGUGCUGACGCGCGGCGAGGGCGACAACAACGUGGCCAAGAGUCGGCACGGCAGCGUGCAGGCAGACUUCCAGGCGUGGAAGGGCCGACUGCUGACCCGACUGCAGGCGCUGGCCCGCGGGGAGAAGAAGAAAUGCAGCGGCCAGUGCAAGAACGGCACCUGCAAGAGCAAGAAGAAGAAGAAGAAGCAGCAGCAGCAGCAGAGUGGGGCAGGAGACGUGGCGGGGGACGCGGGGAAGUGUUCCAGCGAGCAGAAGCAGCACAGCUCUGAGGAGGAGCUGGUGGAGUCCAGCAGCGACGCAGAGAGCAGUGGCGAGGAGGAGCCAGGCCACGGGUCCGUCAUCGAUAUGGAGGACCUGGGGAACGUCAUGAACCGCAUCAAGAAAGUCAAGAAGAAGGAGGACGUGGAGGACGGGCAGAAGGUCAAACUGUCCAAGAUGAGUAAUGGGAAGACCCCCGAGGAGGAGGAGAGGAGGGAGAUGAUCACGCCGGCGCUCCGAGACGCACUCACCAAGCAAGGCUACAAGCUCAUCGGGAGCCAUUCUGGAGUAAAGCUAUGUCGCUGGACUAAGUCGAUGCUACGUGGGAGAGGUGGCUGCUACAAGCACACUUUUUACGGCAUCGAGUCCCAUCGGUGCAUGGAGGCCACCCCCAGCCUGGCCUGUGCCAAUAAAUGUGUUUUCUGCUGGAGACACCACACCAACCCCGUGGGCACCGAGUGGCGCUGGAAGAUGGACCCGGCCGAGAAGAUCCUGCUGGAGGCGGUGGAGAACCACCAGAGCAUGAUCAAGCAGUUCAGAGGGGUCCCGGGGGUUCGCCCGGAGCGCUUCGAGGAGGGCCUGGCUGUCAAGCACUGCGCCCUCUCCCUGGUGGGAGAGCCCAUCAUGUACCCUGAGAUCAACGCCUUCCUGCGUCUGCUCCACCAGCAGCGCAUCUCCAGCUUCCUGGUGACCAACGCUCAGUUCCCCGACGAGAUCAGGAAUCUGGUUCCUGUCACUCAGUUAUAUGUCAGCGUGGACGCCAGCACGAAGGACAGCCUGAAACGGAUCGACCGACCUCUCUUUAAGGACUUCUGGCAACGCUUCUUGGACAGCCUCCGAGCCCUGGGUGAAAAGCAACAGCGUACGGUGUACAGGCUGACCCUGGUGAAGGCUUGGAACGUGGACGAGUUGAAGGCAUAUUCGGAUCUCAUCGCCCUUGGCCAGCCUGACUUCAUCGAGGUGAAGGGGGUGACUUACUGUGGCGAGAGCUCGGCCAGCAAUCUCACCAUGGCCAACGUACCGUGGCACGAGGAGGUCAUCUACUUUGUGCAGCAGCUGGCCAACCUGCUCCCGGACUACGACAUUGCCUGCGAGCACGAGCAUUCCAACUGCCUCCUCCUGGCCCAUCACAAGUUCAAAGUGGACGGCGAGUGGUGGACGUGGAUCGACUACGAGCGCUUCCAGGAGCUGAUCCAGGCCCACGAGGAGAGCGGUGGCGCCGCCAGCACCUUCUCGGCGGCGGACUACAUGGCCAAGACGCCCAGCUGGGCCCUCUUCGGCGCCAGCGAGCGAGGCUUCGACCCUUUAGACACACGCUUCCAGCGGAAGAACAAGGCCAAAGACAUUUCGGGCUGCUGAUGCCAACUAUCGCAGCAGACCUCACGUGACUUUUCUUCAUAAAUCAGGAGGCAUUUAGACGCUAAAUCUUAUCUCUUUUUUUUUUGUUUUGUUUAAGGGAGUCUCUGUCAGAAUCCAGAGACUCUCUUUGAGCCAGACGUCACCGUGAACAUAAAGCACUGGUUUAACAGCCACUUUUCAUGAUUAUAUUCUCUGACACUGGAACAGACCUGGUUGACGUUUUUCAUUGAUAUUUGCCUAGUGAGAAUGUCCAUUUACUAAGGCUGUAGUUCAUUACUCUCCUGCAGUUGUUAGACGUCCAAGCAGAAUCAAGUUUUUAUGAAGAUUUCAUCGUAUCAGGAUUCACUGGGUAGCCGACAUGAUAAUACAGUGGCAAAGAACUGAAUGUCUCUCACAGAACAAUUAGCAAAUCUGCUGAGUGGCAAAGACAGGGCUGCUAAUAAGUCUUGUCAUGUUCAAACGCCCUCCCUGUUAGCAUGAGUGCUGGUCCUGUCAUAUAGCUUUUAUUUCCUUAUAGGUUGGGUCAACUUUUCUUGCACGCAUACAGUAUGAAGCUCAAUGUGUGUUUUUCCAGCUUGUCUUUCUGAUGUUUUGAUCUGUCCAUGUGUUUGGUAUUAUAUAUAUAUUAUGUCCACUUUCCCUCCAUUUUUUGUGUUUUAUUUUUGUUUUAUUUUCCCUUUCUUUCCCUUUUACUUAUCCAUGGUUUGUCCCAAAAGAGCCAGUAUUUUUCUAUAUUUUUCCAUAUUUCUCGUUCCCUGUCCAUUUAAGUUAAUAUAUUGUUUUUGUAAGAUUUUUGUCUCAAGAAAGUCACAGAUUUUUCCCUGUCAUUGUGAUCAUUCCACAAAUUAUAUUUUUUUUUCCAAAAUAGACCAUGACCUGACUACCAAUGCCAACUCAAAAGAGUAGUCAGAAUUCCACAUCAAAAUACUUAAAUCUAAUGUCAAUAUUCCAGUUGUAUUGUUCGACCCCUAAGGACUAAAUGUAUUUUUUCAGUGUGCACAAAAGCAAAUAUGGGCAAAAGUUAUUGUCCCACACAGCACUAUAUCUGUGACGUCAGUAAUGUAGUUUGAUUACAUUGACGACAUCAUUUGAAAUGUGGGUAAAUGCAAAGGCAGAAUGUUACUUGCCCCUGCCCUUUACUGUACAUCAGAAGUGUCAUAUCCUCUCUGUAACAGCCCUCUUUAGUGAAUCAAGCCUUAAAAAUUAAGGCAACAUAAACUUUGGUAGCAUUGGAACAACCACCAGAAAAAUAGCCCUUCCCUAAAAAAAACCUCUGUGCUCUGAAUGCCUGGGUGAGAUUGACAUUACUUGAGAAAUGGAUGUGCCAUUGUGUGGAGAUGUGUACAGUUUCACCAGCUUGAGAUUUCUGCUCACUGUGCUCAAGUGUGCUCAAAAUGACAGUUCCCUGACGGGCACAAGGAACUUUUGCCACAGCCAACCUAAGUUACUUUUUGUGGACGUUUGCACUUUUUUUGCAGGUUUCUGUGCUGAACACUUGCGCUGUCUCUCUCUCUCUCUCUCUCUUUCGUGCGCGCUCUGGCAGCUCGGCGCAUCUGCCUCAGCUGCGAUGGAGCCGCGUGUCAGUCAGCGAUGGCUGCAGGGGCCGCCGACGGGUCAGCAGCUCCUUGCCGCCCGUUUCGACUCUUAAUUACCCGCCUCACCGGCACUCCGGAACACCGCCGCUACCGCAUUCCGCCCAGCUUUCCGAGAGCGGUAGGGCGCUGCAGGCAGGCGGAGAUAAUGGACCUGGUUUGCAUGCGUGUGACUGUGAGGGGCCCCCGUCCCCAGCGUCAGCCUCAACCCUCCACCGCACUGCAGCGGUAGCCACCACUUGACCUGACGGUCUGCAGUCUGCAGUCAAACAUAAUUGUUUCAAUUUUGAGUUUAAAGUUUCCUUUUCUUUUCUUUGCUUGCCUGAAGUUUUUGAUUUCACUAGGGUACAUCACUGAUUGAUUUGUGAACUUUACAUUAAAGAUGUAAUAGAUGAAUGAAGCCA
Alosa sapidissima (American shad) is the source of this 4426-nucleotide messenger RNA. RefSeq names its product tRNA-yW synthesizing protein 1 homolog (S. cerevisiae) (gene tyw1). The record is from RefSeq and is a predicted model, not a curated record. Gene Ontology annotation, biological process: wybutosine biosynthetic process. The transcript is spliced from 16 exons. Gene Ontology annotation, molecular function: 4 iron, 4 sulfur cluster binding; FMN binding; catalytic activity. The coding region runs from base 118 to 2430 and encodes 770 amino acids. Lineage: Eukaryota; Metazoa; Chordata; Actinopteri; Clupeiformes; Clupeidae.